Messenger RNA from Juglans regia (Persian walnut), 798 nucleotides. RefSeq names its product protein MIZU-KUSSEI 1. Lineage: Eukaryota; Viridiplantae; Streptophyta; Magnoliopsida; Fagales; Juglandaceae. The record is from RefSeq and is a predicted model, not a curated record. Gene Ontology annotation, biological process: hydrotropism. The transcript has a single exon. Bases 1 to 798 code for a protein of 265 amino acids.
AUGGCGGCGCCGCAACCACAUGAAUCGCAACUAUCACCAAAGCUGCCACCUCCACCUCGAUUGAGAGCAAGUAGUACUAGUACUAGUUCCCCAGCCACAACAACAGCACCAUCCCCAACGCGGCCGCCGCCUGUCUUCCUCCAGCCUUCCCAUAAACGAAGUCCAUCCAAAUCCACUAGGCUUCUCAGACGUUUUCGUUCUGUGUUUCGGUCAUUCCCGAUAAUAACUCUCCCGUCCUGCAAGAUCCCCAUCUCGUUCCACGUAAGUCGGCUCCAUGACCACAAUGGCCACAUUCAUGGAGGGACGCACAUGACCGGUACCAUUUUCGGGUUCCGUAAGACUAGGGUGAACCUUGCAAUCCAAGAAACUCCAAGGAGUCUUCCUAUUCUUCUUCUUGAGCUCACAAUACCGACGGGGAAACUUCUACAAGACAUGGGAAUGGGACUUGUUAGAAUUGCAUUGGAAUGCGAAAAGCAUCCCAACGAGAAGACCAAGAUCAUCGACGAGCCGAUAUGGUCGUUGUACUACAAUGGCCGAAAAUCGGGUUAUGGUGUGAAGAGGGAGCCAACAGACGAUGAUUUGAACGUAAUGCAAAUGUUGCAUGCAGUGUCAAUGGGAGCAGGUGUUCUACCCAGCAAAGUGAUGACUUCGGAUCAUCAGGCGCAGGAUACUGAGUUGAUGUACAUGCGAACGCAAUUCGAGCGGGUGAUUGGCUCAAAAGACUCCGAAACAUUUUACAUGAUGAAUCUUGACGACAACAACGGGCCUGAACUAAGCAUCUUUUUUGUUAGGAUCUGA